AUGGAGCUGGCUUGCGGCAGAUGAGAGCGGAACAUACGCCCGGCAGCACAUCUACAAGAGCGAGCGAAACCCAGCCUGCCAUGCUAGCUGGAGAGCCAUUUGCCAUGGCUCGCCAUUGGCUGGGCUGAUGUCAGGGGACAGCAGCUGGGCUCCCUGAUCCAAUGAGCUGGUCCUCCAUCACUGGUCUUACCUGCCUGCUGUGCUGCGUCCUGAUGUCAGCUGGCAGGGUGUCUCCCCCAGGAAACCUGAGGGUGACAUUUCUAGACUUCAGGGGUGAGGUGAACUGGUCCUCUGGUAAAGGAAACCCACCAGGAACCACUUACACUGUGCAAGUGAAGCCAAUUGGAGAGAAUUGGACUCAGUUGGAAAACUGCAAUAACAUAGAAACUACCACGUGCCCACUCAUCUUUAACCUGACUCUGAACACCCUGAUGGAGUCCUACCACGUCCGUGUCAGGGCAUCAUGGGAAGGCAAAACAUCCAGCUGGACAAACCUAAGCACCAGCAUCCAACCGUACGGGAACACUCUGCUGAGUGCCCCAACGCUGGAUAUUUCCAUCCAGGAAAGAGAACUACAUGUGCACAUCCACAUGCCCUGGCUUGUUCUUGACCUUCUGCCCAACCUGAGAUACAAUGUCCAGGUCUUCGAGAACAACAGCGGCACCCUGCAUGUUGACAAGGUUAUCAGAUCCUGCUCGAGGCGCGAAGGUUCGUCCUAUGUGUGUAGGAGCCUGCACCUUGGUCAGAAUUACUGCGUAACGGCCACUGCCAUCCACAAACAUCAGCAGACCAAACCGCACCUUUCAUCAGAGAAGUGUGUGACCCUGCCAGACAACAAAUCAGAUAAACCGAUGCAUAUAGCUGUGAUAUCCAUCCUGCUUCUGCUGGUCAUAAUCGCGCUUGUGAUAUGCUUCAUGUACCUCUACAUCAAGCCGAGGCCAUCUGAUCUCUACACACCCAGUUCACUGAAAGCAGUUGGUGGAGCGAGCAGGACCUUGAUGGUGAUUCCAACUGAAGUUCCUUCCUUGUUUUCAUCGAUGUGGGUCAUCACCCCUUCCCUCAGUAGUAGCAUGACAUUGCCAGAGCACCAGUCAUCCUGCAACUGGGGCUAUGAAUGUAGGGUUGGCCUCUCCUGCCUGGAACAGACCGCCAAUCUUCCCCUACUGCCAGCGGAAGAAGAAGAACUGGAAGAACAUCUUCUCUCGCCCUGCCUGUAUUCUGGGGCGUUGGAUGAGAAAGAGCAGGGCUACAGGAUUUCGGAGGAGGGAAUUCGCAGCACGCAGCCUCGUCUGGAGAAAAUGGACUGGCAGCUAGACCAGGGUUACCAGGAUGUGCCUAUCUCCAGCCUCCACCUGUGUAUGGACACUGCAGAGCCCUGGGAAGGCUGUGGAGAGAGUGACAGAGUCAGCCAGGAGGGGGAGGAGACGGAUGAAGGAACGCAGCUUCCGGGUCUCCCCUGGAGGAAUUCUUCGGAGAACCUGUCCGGUUCGCCAGAGACCCCCGAUAAGCCAAAGACUCUUGAUAAGUCUGACCCUCUCCCCACCUUCCCCACCGGAUAUGAGCCCCAUGCCAAUCCAACGUCCUGUGAGCCCAUCUCCACUGCCUGCUCCCCCUCACCUACGUUUGGACAGUCGUCAUUGUAUUUAAAGCGGUGACCAGAGAAGCAUCGUCAGUGGAAUGAUCUAGAAGACUGUGGAAGGUAAACGGUAAAUGGUUGAAAUUCAUAUAGCGCCUUUAUCCAAAGCGCUGUACAAUUGAUGCUUCUCAUUAAACCAUUCACACACACACUUGCACACCAACGGCGAUUGGCUGCCAUGCAAGGCACCAACCAGCUCGCCAGGAGCAAUCAAGGGUUGGGUGUCUUGCUCUGGGACACUUCGACACACCAGCAACCCUCCGACUGCCAGGCGACUGCUCUUACCUCCGAAGCUGAAGUCGCCCCAGUGGAAGGAUCUUGAAGACUGUGGAAGGAGGCUGGGCCUCCAGUAUUAUUAUGUUGGGUUGAGUGUCAUUACUGUAAGUUCAUAGGUACUCUUGUAAUGCAAAUUGUAAAGCAAAGGCAAGUAUUACUUGUUGGAUUAAUAUAUCACAAGGUCAAUAUUGAAUAUCCCCGGAAAUGUUUACAGGAAACCGUUUGAUGAAGCCAGUCUUUAUUUCUAAAAUACUUCUUUUUUUUAUCUUGUAAAAGACAUGCAGUGUCAUCCAGUUAUUUCUGAGGAGAUACUGUGGAAUGAAGUAGAACAUAUUGCAUUGUGGCUCCUGAUUGUGAUGUGGUUUUGUGAUGUCUAUAUGUCUAUAUGUGUGUGUGUGUGUGUGUGUGUGUGUGUGUGUGUUUAUGUGUGUAUGCAUGUGUGUUUAAAAGGUGGUUCUUUGCCCUUGUCCUGCUAUUGUUAUCACCAUUAUCGAGAGACCUGUGGCUAAUGGGUAAAAUUCAUCAUACAAUGCUGAGAUGGACAGAAUCAGGGUGCUGUUUCUAGCACUCUAGAUGCAUUAUAAGAUAUAGUGGGGUGGAAAAAUUUGGGCACACCUGGUUUAAAUACAAUGAAUCUGUACAUGAGGGAAAGCAAACCUGAACUGUAAAUGUAAAGUUAAACAUGAGACUUUUCUGCAAA
This is a messenger RNA of Conger conger (European conger), 2612 nucleotides long. It is a transcript of the gene crfb12, whose product is annotated as cytokine receptor family member B12. The record is from RefSeq and is a predicted model, not a curated record. Lineage: Eukaryota; Metazoa; Chordata; Actinopteri; Anguilliformes; Congridae. Gene Ontology annotation, molecular function: protein binding. The coding region runs from base 162 to 1655 and encodes 497 amino acids. The transcript is spliced from 8 exons.